Messenger RNA from Phacochoerus africanus (Common warthog), 645 nucleotides. RefSeq names its product DLA class II histocompatibility antigen, DR-1 beta chain-like. NCBI's taxonomy places the organism in Eukaryota, Metazoa, Chordata, Mammalia, Artiodactyla, Suidae. Gene Ontology annotation, biological process: antigen processing and presentation of exogenous peptide antigen via MHC class II; positive regulation of T cell activation; immunoglobulin production involved in immunoglobulin-mediated immune response. Gene Ontology annotation, molecular function: MHC class II protein complex binding. The record is from RefSeq and is a predicted model, not a curated record. Gene Ontology annotation, cellular component: MHC class II protein complex; lysosomal membrane; late endosome membrane.
AUGGGUGAGAAAACUGAGGCACAGAGGAAUGAGGUGAAUUGUGUGAGGAGGAAAUGCAAGGCUCAUGGCACUAACUCCUCUGGGGCCACAUGGCCUGCUGUGAGGGAGGCCUGCCUGGGACUGCAGGCUGGCCCAGGAGACUGGAUUCAGAGAGACAGCCAACCAAGGAGACCUGCUCUGUCCUCCUCACUACUCCUGUCUGUUGUUUGUCUCCUAGUCAAGCCCACAGUGACGGUGUACCCUGCAAAGACCCAGCCCCUGCAGCACCACAACCUCCUGGUCUGCUCUGUGACCGGGUUCUACCCAGGCCACGUGGAGGUCAGGUGGUUCCGGAAUGGCCAGGAAGAGGCGGCGGGGGUGGUCUCCACAGGCCUGAUCCCUAAUGGAGACUGGACCUUCCAGACCAUGGUGAUGCUUGAAACGGUUCCUCAGAGUGGAGAGGUCUACACCUGCCGAGUGGAACACCCCAGCCUGACGAGCCCCGUCACAGUGGAAUGGAGGGUAUGGUCUGAAAAUGCACAGAACAAGAUGCUGAGUGGACUUGGGGUCGUCCUGGGAAUCCGCUUCCUGGCGGUGGGGCUGUUCAUGUACUUCAGAAGUCAGAAAGGACACUCUGGACUUCAGCCAACAGGUAAAGCUCUUUAA